AUGGCAUGGAGGCAGAGAGGGGAGAGGGGAUUUAAAGACGUUUGGAUCGCUUCCUUUUCGUAGGCCUCCCUCCUUCUUGAUUCUUUUUCUUGAUUGUACUUUAUUUCUCCAUCUUGAUACGAACUGGAAUUUGGUGCAGUGAUUGUUUUGUUACUUCAUUGACGAUUUUGGUCUAUCCGCCGUUCCACACAUCGAGGAGACAGAGGGAUAUCGAAAAACGAAAUGGCUGACGCGGGCCAAGCUCAACAGACUCCCGAGCCCGACGAGGUCAUCGAGGCACAAGAGUUCGGAUCAGAUGCGUCUUCGACCAGCGGCACGUCCGUCCACACUGAUACAGACACCCUAAGAACGAGUAUCCGUGACUACCGCAGGGAAAACGGGCGCACAUAUCACAGUCUCAGCGAUGGAACGUACAUCCUCCCAAACGAUGCCAGAGAACAAGACCGUUUAGACUUCCAGCAUCACUUCUGGACGCUGACGUGGGAUGGCAAACUCUGCAUGUGUCCCAAGAACCAGGGCGCCAACCGCGUUUUGGAUAUUGGAACCGGAACUGGUAUUUGGGCUGAAGAAUAUGCGGAUAAACACUCAGAAGCAGUGGUCAUUGGCGUGGAUUUAAGUCCCAUUCAGCCUGAAUUCGUCCCGCCGAACUGCAAGUUCGAAGUCGACGAUGUGGAGAAAGAGUGGACGUGGCAGGAGCCUUUCGACUUCAUCUUUGCGAGACACAUGAACGCAUGCUUCGAGAGCUGGGAACGGUUCCUUCGUCGUGCUUACGACGCCCUAGAACCAGGCGGCUUCAUCGAGCUCCAAGACAACGCCUUCCCCAUCCUCUGCCAAGACGGCACCCUCAAGCCUGACGACCCGAUGGCGCGCUGGUCGACCCUCAUGAUGGAGGGCACCGAACUCAUCGGCCGCCCCAUCACCGUGCCCGCCCGCUUCCGCUCCAUGCUCAGCGAGGCCGGCUUCGUCGACGUCGUCGAGCACAAGCGCGUGUGGCCCACGAGCCCGUGGCCGCUGAACCCGGAGCUGCAGGAGCUCGGCGUCUGGGGCCGGGCGUGCAGUCUCGAGGGCAUCGAGCCGGGCGCCAUGGCGCUGUUUACGCGCGUGUUGGGGUGGACGAGGGAGGAAGUUGUCGUUUUCAUGGCGGGGGUGAGGGAUGAUUUCAAGAAUACUGCUAUUCAUGGGUUCUGGAACGUGUACUCCGUGUACGGAAUGAAGCCCCAUGAGGAGCCCAGCCAGGAGUAAGGUAUCUGGACAUUGGUUGCCGGUGGACCCAGACCUUUCUACACCGAGUUAUUCUCUACACUGAGUGGUUUGAUGCAAAUAUCUGAUGGCCGAAUGACGUGUCUGUCAGUCUCACGAAGUAGACUCUACAGCCAAUCGCUUGUAUGUAGACACAUGCGAUGAACCACUUGGAGUGUAUGGGUGAGCAAUGAAGGAUGUGGACGAAGAAAUCCUGAGAACGUGACAAAUGUGAUGGCUG
This is a messenger RNA of Colletotrichum acutatum, 1480 nucleotides long. RefSeq names its product methyltransferase domain-containing protein. The record is from RefSeq and is a predicted model, not a curated record. Gene Ontology annotation, molecular function: methyltransferase activity. The transcript is spliced from 11 exons. Bases 223 to 1242 code for a protein of 339 amino acids. NCBI's taxonomy places the organism in Eukaryota, Fungi, Ascomycota, Sordariomycetes, Glomerellales, Glomerellaceae.